Oncorhynchus mykiss (rainbow trout) is the source of this 1758-nucleotide messenger RNA. It is a transcript of the gene aven, whose product is annotated as apoptosis and caspase activation inhibitor. Gene Ontology annotation, biological process: negative regulation of G2/M transition of mitotic cell cycle. Lineage: Eukaryota; Metazoa; Chordata; Actinopteri; Salmoniformes; Salmonidae. The record is from RefSeq and is a predicted model, not a curated record.
AUGGAGGGAAGACCGAACAGGGGCCGUCAAACUAGCUGGAAGAGAGGUGGAGGUGGAGGUGGAGCUGGAGCUGGAGCUGGAGCGGGAGCGGGAGGGGGAGGUGGAGGUGGAGCUGGAGCUGGAGCUGGAGGGGGAGCUGGAGCGAGGGGUGGAGGGGGAGCUGGAGCGAGGGGUGGAGGGGGAGCUGGCGGGGGAAGUGAUAGCGGGACCUCGGGUGGUGAACACAGGGCCCGGGGAAGAGGACGAUAUGGAACUGGAAGGGGAAAAAGGGAUCAUUAUCGAGGCCGUGGCCGUGGCUAUCAACCUACCCCAUUUGGAAGGGGUCAGGAUGAAGGGAACAGGAUGGAUGAGGAUGAGGAUGAGGGGAUGGAGGUUUUCACCAAGAGGAAAUUGGAGUCUAACUGGGAUCGUUACAAGGAGUCAGAGAAGGAGGAGCCUAGUGAUGAUACGCCCACACAGAGAGGGACUGACUACCACGUCCUCCUCGAAUCAGCAGGGGACUCCUUCACUCAAUUCCGCUUUUCUGAGGAGAAGGAGUGGGAUAUUGACUCUUUGGCAGCCAAUCAGUUUUCAGCAGUGUUUGUGGACCUCCCAGCCCUGGCCCAGUCUCUACAAGAGCUGCCUCUCCACCAGCGACUGAACCUGGAGGCUGAACUAGUCCAGGUGACCUCUCCGGUGGAGCUACCCACUAUGACCAUGGCACCCAAACAGAACUCUGUAGCGCUGGGUCUGUUUAAGCCUCCUGUCCCAGGAGUCCCAGCAGCUCAGAAAGGCCUUAGUCCAAGCCUGGGUGUUUCCUGUGCCGUGAGCACAGCCCCAGGCGCUGUUCCUCUGGGCUCCUCAGCUGCCAAGACCCCUGUGGUGGAUGAGAUGGAUAAGGAUUUGGACCAGCUGCUCAGUCUACAGAGCUCAGACUCAGAACCUUCACUGUCCCAAACUGGCAGGCUUGUUGAGGUUCCAAAUAAACCAGCAUUAGAGGAGAGGGAGGAGCUUGUCCUGGAGGAGGAGAGGGAGGAGCUUGUUCCGGAGGAGGAGCUUAAGAAGCAGGAGACACAGCAGGCCAAGGAGGAGAUUCAGAAGGAGGAGGUGGCUGUACCUCCCAAGGCAGCGGUAGCAAAGGAGGUGGUGACAGAGGAGGACCUGGAAGACUGGCUGGACAGCAUGAUCUCCUGACCCCUGAACUCUAACCUUUGACCCUGUCUGACCUAGGAGAAGGACCGUCCAGUCCCCCUCAGCCCUUAUCACAUGAUAACGAGUACAUCCCCUCAGCCCCUAACAGUCUUACAUCAUAUUCUAAUCCAUCACAGUCAAGACAUGGAGCACUGCUUAUAUAACAGCAGAUUCAUUAAUAUGCUUUUCAUAAGAUCGACUUUGGAUGAAGGCAUUGCUGGGAGUUCUUUCCCUCCCAUUGGACUGAUUCACAUCAAGUCCCGUGUGUUCUCCAUCCUACCGACUACCCUGGAUGGCUGUAGCAGCGGAGCUCUGUGAGCUGUACCUGAUUUCCUAUUCCUUGUCAGACACGGAAAGGGGCUCACACACAGACAGACACAUUUUCCCCUCUGAAAGGUUUCUGUAAUUGGAUCGAUGUUGUGAGUUAGUUGACACAGCCCAUGGAAUACAGACAUGGUUUAUUGCAUUGGUUAAUUUAUUCAUUCCCCCCCCCCUCUUUCCUUCUCAAAAAGAAAUGCAGGUUUCCCAAAGCUACUACAUAUAAAUGGCCGUACAAUAGCAGUUCACUGUUCAAUAAAUUCUGAAUUA